Molecule: messenger RNA, 1128 nt
Organism: Aspergillus sclerotioniger CBS 115572
Lineage: Eukaryota; Fungi; Ascomycota; Eurotiomycetes; Eurotiales; Aspergillaceae
Exons: 4
Coding region: 245-913 (222 amino acids)
Source: RefSeq, a predicted model, not a curated record
UCCGGCGAUGAGCGAGCGCAUGAUGGAGAGACACUAAGAAGGAAGGCGCGCAUCACAUGAAUCCCGAUCUAUAUAUUGCUGCUGUUCCUCCACCUCAGCCCAUCCUCGUACUACACCACCGAGGUUCUUACCUUGCUCGUCCCUUGACUUUCUCCCACCAUCUACUAUCCAUCCUUACCUGUCACCACCUACGUCCAUCUGGUGAAGUCUAUCUUAUCGGACCCACCUAUCACCCAUCUACACCAUGGCGGCUCCCGCAGACAUCACCCUAAAGAACCUCAACGGCGAGUGGACGAUGGACAAAACCCUGUCCAAUCCCACAGAACCGAUUCUCGAGCUGCAAGGAAUGGGUUGGCUCACGCGUAAGGCUCUCAGCGUCGCAACAGUCACCCUCUCCAUCCAUGAAUAUCCCGACGCCGCAGAACCGUCCAUUAUGCACAUCGACAUCGACCAAACUAUCACCGGUGGUAUCAAGGGUACAACCGAGAGGCGUAUCAGCGAUUCGAAGCCGCGAGAGCACCAAGAUCACAUCUUUGGCCACGUCAGGGGCCAGUCCCAGUUCUUCCGUGGGUCAAAGGGUGAGGACGGAAAGGCCCGCCCGUACCUGGAGUUCAACACCAAAAGCGACGAGCCCCUAGUCUUCAAGUUCUUGAGGGGGGAAGUUCUAGCUGAUGGCAGUGAGUGUGAAGGUUUCAUUGUAGAGGACAUGGGCGAAGAGUUUGGCGAGGGCGAGGGCAUCUGGUUCCAAAGCUUCGUGGAGAACCUGGAUAGCGGGUGGACUGCCGAACAGAUCUGGGGCUUUGAAAUGAUUGAUGGCAAGCGCUACUACACCCGCCGUGUUGCCGUCGUCAAGGGCAAGACCUACAAGUUGGCCCGAUUCGUCUACGCCUUCAUCAAGCCUCGGGCUGAGUAAGGGCAUCUGUGUAAGAUGCUUGGGGUUAAAGCCGGCACGUCUUUUAGAAUGAUGGGUGAUAGAUCUGGAGGCUCCUCGUCAUUGAGAACCUGAGGACAAUGACAAUGGAAGUCUGGAACUGUUGCUACUAGAAAUGAUUCAGGGAAACUAAGCAUUAUUACAUCCCCUCCAACCCAUUGACACAUAUCGUUCCUCGUAAAGUGCUUAGGGACCAA